Messenger RNA from Aureobasidium namibiae CBS 147.97, 3246 nucleotides. RefSeq lists its product as uncharacterized. Lineage: Eukaryota; Fungi; Ascomycota; Dothideomycetes; Dothideales; Saccotheciaceae. The coding region runs from base 1 to 3246 and encodes 1081 amino acids. Gene Ontology annotation, molecular function: ribosomal large subunit binding; tRNA binding. Gene Ontology annotation, cellular component: RQC complex. The transcript has a single exon. Gene Ontology annotation, biological process: ribosome-associated ubiquitin-dependent protein catabolic process; rescue of stalled cytosolic ribosome. The record is from RefSeq and is a predicted model, not a curated record.
AUGAAGCAGCGAUUCUCGUCCUUGGACGUCAAGGUGAUCGCACAUGAGCUCUCGUCGGCCCUGGUCAGCCUGCGCGUGUCCAACAUCUACGACCUUUCGUCACGAAUCUUCUUGUUCAAGUUCGCCAAACCAGAGCGUCGCGAACAGCUCAUCAUAGACUCUGGCUUCCGAUGCCACCUCACUACCUUUGCUAGAGCCACUGCCGCCGCUCCUUCGCCCUUCAUCACCCGUCUCCGCAAGUACCUUCGCACCCGACGAGUCACGUCGGUCUCCCAGAUCGGUACCGACCGCAUCAUCGACAUUCAGUUCUCCGACGGCCAAUACCAUCUUUUCCUCGAGUUCUACGCUGGCGGCAACAUCGUCCUUACCGACAACGAACUCAACAUCAUCGGUCUGCUCAGAAACGUCGAUGAGGGUGCCGAGCACGAGCGCUACCGUCUGGGUCUCCAGUACAACCUCGAGUUGCGCCAGAACUACGGAGGUGUCCCACCGUUGACCAAGGAUCGAGUCCGUGCUGGUCUGGAAAAGGCCAUUGAGCGCCAAUCCCAAGACCAGUCGACCAAGAAGAUCAAGAGGAAGCCUGGAGAUGCUCUGCGCAAGGCCCUUGCCGUCUCUAUCACAGAGUUUCCCCCUGUCGUCCUCGAUCACGUCUUCGAGGUUACUGGCUUCGACAAGACCGUCCAACCCUCCGAGGUCCUUGAAAAUGAAGAAACUCUUGACAAACUCAUGGCCGUCUUCGACGAGGCUUCCAAGGUUCUGGCCGACAUUACAUCCGCCGAAACAGUCACCGGCUACAUCGUAUCCAAGCGCAGCAAGAAGGCCGCUGCUGAUGCCAGUGGUGAUGGCCAGACGGAUGAGGACAAGUCCAAGGGUCUGAUGUACGACGACUUCCACCCUUUCAAGCCCAAGCAGCUCGAGAACAACCCCGAAAAUGUCUUCUUGGAGUUCACUGGCUUCAACAAGACAGUAGACGAGUUCUUCUCCUCCAUCGAAGGCCAAAAGCUUGAAUCCAAGUUGAGCGAAAGAGAAGAGACGGCCAAGAAGAGGCUCGAGUCGGCCCGUCAAGAACACGCUCGUCGCAUCGGUUCUCUCCAGCAGACACAAGAACUCAACGUCACCAAAGCUCAAGCUAUCGAGGCCAACUUGGAUCGUGUCGAGGAGGCUACUGCAGCUGUCAACGGUCUCAUUGCCCAAGGUAUGGAUUGGGUUGAGAUUGAACGUCUGAUCGAGAUGGAACAGAGUCGCAACAAUGCCGUCGCCGAAAUCAUCAAGCUCCCGCUCAAACUCGAGGAAAACACCGUCACCUUGCUCCUGUCCGAUUACUCGUACGAAGAGGAGGAAGAGAUGGGCGAUGUGACUGAGAGCGACAACUCGGAUAGUGAGGACGAGGACAAGAGGAAGUCAACGAAGGGCAACCAGAAGGAAGACAAACGUCUCACUGUCGACAUUGACCUCAGUUUGUCAGGUUGGUCGAAUGCGCGUCAAUAUUACGAUCAGAAGCGUGUGGCUGCCACAAAGCAGGAAAAGACCGAGCAGGCUUCUACCAAGGCGCUCAAGAGCACCGAACAAAGAAUUCAGGCAGAUUUGAAGAAGGGCUUGAAACAGGAGAAGGCAGUCCUUCGUCCUGUACGCAAGCAAUUGUGGUUCGAAAAGUUCAUUUACUUCAUCUCAUCUGAUGGCUACCUAGUCUUGGGAGGCAAAGACGCUCAGCAAAACGAGCUCUUGUACCGCCGCCACUUAAAGAAGGGCGAUAUCUACGUCCAUGCCGACCUCCAUGGUGCCUCUUCUGUCAUCAUCAAGAAUAACCCUGGACUCGCCGAAUUCGAGAUUCCUCCAUCAACUCUAUCACAAGCCGGAAACCUGUCGGUCUGCACAUCGAGUGCCUGGGACUCCAAGGCUGUCAUGUCCGCCUGGUGGGUAAACGCUGAUCAAGUGUCGAAGACUGCUCCCACCGGAGAGUAUUUGACUACUGGUGGUUUCAUGAUCCGCGGCAAGAAGAACUUUCUUCCUCCCGCUCAGCUUCUGCUUGGUUUUGCCGUCAUCUGGCAAAUCAGCGAGCAGAGCAAGGCCAAACAUGUCAAGCACAGAUUGCAGAACGACGACGUCCGUGGCAUGACUCAGGAAGCAAACUCCAAGGCUGCUGCCAACGACGAAUCUGACGAUGACUUCCCCGACGCUGGAAAGGAUGAUGCUAGCGAUGAUGAUUUCCCUGAUGUCAAGGACGAGGGCAAGACCGACGAGUCUGAUGAUGGUCUCCCCGAUGCACAAAACGACCAUGCUUCUGUUGCUAGCGAGGGAGCUAGGACGCCCGAGGAGCGCUCAAAUCCCCUGCAACCAAAGGGAGCUCAGCAAUCCCGACAACAAGAUGAAGACGAGGACUCGAGUGCUUCGGAAUCCGAGGUUGAAGAGGAGACAGCUGAGAAGGAUGAAGACUCCAAGCCAGAAGCUUCAGAGCCUUCGUUACCACAGGCAUCAGGCAAGAAGGCUGGUAGCAAGGGCAAGGCUGACAACUCCAAGAACACCCCCAACCAGCCAAAGCAAAACAAGCCCGUUCGCGGUAAGCGUGGCAAGGCCAAGAAGGCCGCCCAAAAAUACGCCGACCAAGACGAAGAAGACCGCCGUCUCGCAAUGGAAAUCCUAGGCUCAAAGGCCGCCGAAGAGAAGCGCGAAGCUGAAGAGGAAGAGAAAGCCAAAAAGGCCGAGAGCGCCGAAGCAGCCAAAGAACGCCGCCGCGCUCAACACGAAAAGGCACAGCGUGAGGGCCUUGAAGCUGAAGAGAUACGCCGCUUGAACUUGGAAGAGGGCAUAGAGGCCCUUGACGAGGAAGAAAGUAGUGCGGUCACUCAGCUUGACGCGUAUGUGGGUACACCUCUCGCUGGCGAUGAACUUCUCGAGGCUAUCCCUGUUUGUGCACCUUGGGCCGCUUUGGCAAAGUACAAGUACAAGGUCAAGUUGCAACCUGGUGCACAAAAGAAGGGCAGAGCGAUACGCGAGAUCAUGGACAGUUGGUCCAAAGCUGGCACCGUCAGUAAAUGGGUUGAUCAGUCCAUGACUGAUACCGAACGCAUUUGGCCCAGAGAACUUGAGCUUAUCAAGAACUGGAAGGAUGUGGAGGUCAUUGGCGUGUUGCCUGUUAGUAAAGUUAGAGUCAUGAUGAGUGGAGGUGCACAUGGUAGUGGUGGUAGUGGUGGCCAGAAAGGCAAGGGUAAAGGUAGAGGAGGCAAGGGCUCCAAGAAGUCUCGUUGA